GUUGAAUGGUGAUAGGAUGAAAUGAUCAUCCAUCACCUUCACCAUCAACUUAAACCCUUCUCUUCCUCAUCUACCUCACCCAAGAAAAAGCUACUCCAUAUGGGUGCAAAUUUCAGCUUCCCAGAAUGGCAGUCUAUGUCAAGCUUGGUGGCUCUCUUUCUUGUAAUCUUGAUUGGAUUUGGGAUAGGAAACGUUGUUGCAGACGAAGAUGAGGAGUUUUGCAGGACCAAUAUUACCUCAAUCCUUCCUCCUCCCUAUGGAACCAUGAAAAACAUGAUCUGUCAGAAUGUUUGGAAUACCUUCACGAUACGGUACUCCCAGACAAAAGACAAUGUUAUCACAAUUGUAUUAUCAGCUAUAUACACAACUGGAUGGGUAGGAAUGGGAUUUUCCUCCGAUGGAAUGAUGCUUAACUCUAGCUGCAUGGUUGGAUGGAUACCUCCAGGAGGUAGGGGACAAAUCAGGCAGUACCAUGUAGAGGGAUUAAUGCCCUCCGAGAUAAAACACAAUAAAGGUGAAUUGCCAUUGACAAAAACCCCACCCCUUGCUGUGCUUCAUAAUGGCACAAUAUACCUUGCCUUUCAAUUGAAAUAUCCAAGCCCUCUAGGGCUCCAGCCAGUCAUUCUUGCAUAUUCCACUGAUUAUCCCCACCAGGAUCUCCGCCUAACUCACCAUGAUGACAAAACCAGCAUUAUUUUCGACUUCUCUUCGUCUUCUAAGUCUGCUGCGAUGGAGAGUAUUAAAACAGUGAAGAUGAUUCAUGGCGUAGUGGGAAUAUUGGGAUGGGGAUUUUUUCUCCCUUGUGGAGCGAUGGUUGCUCGGUACCUUAAGCAUCACAAUCCAUUGUGGUUUUACCUGCAUAUAUGCUGUCAGGUUACUGGGUUCUUGUUGGGAUUUGUUACUGUGAUUGUUGGACUGCAACUCUAUAACCAGCUGGAUUCUGAUAUCCCAACGCACAAGGGCAUUGGCAUUCUUCUCCUUGUCCUAAGCAUUCUCCAGAUGUUCGCACUUUUCCUACGUCCCCAUAGAGACAGCCAGUACCGAAAGUACUGGAACUGGUAUCAUUCAUGGGUUGGAAGGACUGCUCUCUUCUAUGGAGCUUUGAACAUAGUGUUGGGGAUGUAUUAUGCAGAAUCAGGAAGUGCAUGGAAGACCACUUAUGGAAUUCUUGUUGGUUUCAUCAUGUUGACAUGUAUUGUUUUGGAAGUAUUUGUAGAGCAGAAGAAGUUAAAUGAUCUGCCACCCCCUCCUCCUACUUCCUGAUGAUGUCUCAUCAAUUUAUUUAGAUGAAGUUUACUGAAACAUUAUUAAUUAGUGCUUAUGUAGCCCAGAUGAAUCUAUCUUAACACGAAAUAGUUUUUCAAUUAA
This is a messenger RNA of Ipomoea triloba (trilobed morning glory), 1368 nucleotides long. RefSeq names its product cytochrome b561 and DOMON domain-containing protein At3g61750-like. The record is from RefSeq and is a predicted model, not a curated record. The coding region runs from base 22 to 1263 and encodes 413 amino acids. NCBI's taxonomy places the organism in Eukaryota, Viridiplantae, Streptophyta, Magnoliopsida, Solanales, Convolvulaceae. The transcript has 4 exons.